This is a messenger RNA of Elaeis guineensis (African oil palm), 1126 nucleotides long. RefSeq names its product ER membrane protein complex subunit 7 homolog. Gene Ontology annotation, molecular function: carbohydrate binding. NCBI's taxonomy places the organism in Eukaryota, Viridiplantae, Streptophyta, Magnoliopsida, Arecales, Arecaceae. The record is from RefSeq and is a predicted model, not a curated record. Gene Ontology annotation, cellular component: EMC complex.
UCAGGCUCGAUAUUUUUUUUUUGUAAAUAUUUUUCAAUUAGGAAUUUAUUUGGAUAGAGUUUUGGUUCACUACGAGGUGAGUCCGAGGGGAAGCUGGCCGGAGUUUUGAUAAGUUUAGACCGAGAGAAGGCUGUGGCGUUGGGUACCAAAUACGUUGCAUGUCCAUCACUCCAAUUUCGCGAUUGGAACUUUCCCGUGUGUCGCACGUGAGGGGUAUAAGAUGAUCUCGUAUCGGAACCGGGUCCGAGUGUCGCCGACUCUCUCCAAGAAAGUUCCGAAAGCGGCCAUCAACAGUGAACGAUGAGGCGAUCCGCGGAGGCCAUUGCAUCUCUUCUUCUUCUUCUCCUCUCAUGCCACCUUCCAUCCGUCCUCGCAGGUGCCGCCAGCCUUGGUGAUGGGUACACGAUUGCUGGUCGCGUGAAGUUAGAAGGUUCAGGUAAGACAACCAUAGGUUUUGUUCCUCCUAUGAAAAAUUCGAAUGCAAAAGUGAUACUUAAUGGUGGUCAGAGGGUCACUUUUCUUAGAGAAGAUGGCUAUUUUUCAUUCCACAAUGUGCCAGCUGGGACUCAUCUCAUUGAAAUAUCCGCAAUGGGCUAUUUCUUUUCACCGGUUCGCAUUGAUAUUAGUGCCAGAAAUCCUGGUAAGAUCCAGGCAGCACUGACAGAGAAUAGGAGGGUUCUGCAGGAGCUAGUUUUGGAGCCUUUAAGAGAAGAGCAGUAUUAUGAGAUGAGGGAACCAUUUUCCCUAAUGUCUCUAUUGAAGAGUCCUAUGGGUUUAAUGGUGGGUUUUAUGGUGAUAGUUGUGUUCCUCAUGCCGAAAUUGAUGGAAAAUAUGGAUCCAGAAGAAAUAAGAAGAGCCCAGGAGGAGAUGGGGGCGCAAGGUGUUCCUUCCCUCUCCAGCUUGUUGCCUGGAAGGAGCAACUAAAUUGCAGAAUUCUGUAUUGACUCAAACAAGGUUGUGUUGGUGAUUUUGCUCCGUGAAUGCUUUGGAAGAAGCGGUAAAGCUUGGGAGACAAAUGUUUCCAUCAAAAUGGAAGCUUUGAUGCUUGUUUUUGUUCGUGUAGCAUAAUUAAUGUCGGUGACUCUAUGCCAUUUGCCCAAUGAAGAUGAUCAGAAUCUAAUAUAUA